AUGUCCACCGCUCACAGACCAACAUGGGACCCGGCGCAAGCGAAGGAUACGAAGGGCGCCUCGCGUCUCAUGUCCGCCCGGGACAUGAACGCGCACACGAAGCUUAAGUUUCGUCAACCGGGCCAGACAUCUGUCGAUGAGGUCAAGAGACGUGACCUGCGCGCCGAGCUCUUACAGGCCGAAGCCGAAGCGCGGAACAAGAAGCGCAAGGCUGCCGGGUUGCCACUGGAGGACGUGCCGAGCGUGGCUGGCGCCAUCGAGGCGGCGCCGGAGGAGGAAGAGAGCAAUAAGCGGAGAAAAUUGCUGCAGGAGGCGCUGGAGAACGACAGGGACGCCGACUCUGACGAUGACGAUGAGGACGGGGAUGGUGACGACAAGAUGGAUGGUGCGGGGAAGAAGGCGGACAGCGACGAGGAUGAUGACGAGGACGAUUCUGACGAUGAGGAGGACGAGACAGCGGAGUUAUUGCGCGAGCUGGAGAAGAUCAAGCGGGAACGUGCGGCGGAGAAGGAGCGCCAGGAGCGCGAGGCGUCCCAGUCGGCACAGGCAGACAGGGAGCAGGAGAUUGCAACCGCAAAUCCGCUCUUGAACUUGGCCGCUGCGCUAGGCACACCGCAGGGUGUGAAUACGAACCAGAAGGGGACGUUCGCGGUCAAGAAGCGCUGGGACGACGAUCAUAUCUUCAAGAACCAGGCUAUGAACGAGAAGGACAAGUCCCAAAACGGCUUUGUCAACGACCUCUUGCGGACAGAGUUCCACAAGAAGUUCAUGUCUCGCUUCGUCAAGUAA
This is a messenger RNA of Peniophora sp. CBMAI 1063, 789 nucleotides long. The record is from the annotation of a GenBank genome assembly. NCBI's taxonomy places the organism in Eukaryota, Fungi, Basidiomycota, Agaricomycetes, Russulales, Peniophoraceae.